UUGGGUUUCCUCCAGCACCCACCCAAAGGCAUUUGCGUGAAAACUGAGAGGCGCAGCAAUGAGAAUGGAAUCAUCUUUAACGAGAGGGGCAAACAGCAGCGUAAAAAUCCAACUCAGCCCCUUAAAAUAAGGUGAGACCGACAAUUAAUGUCAAGUGUUACAGAAAGCAAGAAAAACUGUUCGUCCCAUUUACCUGCUCCCUGCUUUUUUAUUUUCCUGCCCCUAUCUUCCUCUCUCUCUAUCCAGAAAUAUGGAAAUUACACGCAUUCUUCCGCGAGCUACUACGUCUACUACUAUCCCAAGUUCCACUCCUCUCAUUUUUCUGUCUCUCUUUCUCUCUCAUGAAUGGCCCAGCUGGACUAAGAUUUAUGUGGAAGAAAAAGAAAAAAAAAUGAAAGAAUGGGAAAGAAAUGAAAGAGAAGUUUGGGCGUGUCUUCAAGUCUCUUCCAACCAUAGCCACCUUACAUUACGAUCUCUCUCUCUCAUAGGGGUCAUGUUGCUGUUACCCGAAAUACCCUUUCUGCAAGCCCCCAAAAAAUCCCAUCUUCAUCACGGUCCUUCAAAAGAACAACAUUUUCUACAGAGUUAUGAGGGCCUUUUAUGUCUCUCUUUGUCGUGGUCAGAGUUUCACAGAGAAACCAGGAAAGCCAGAACCUCUUCUUUCUUUUCUCUCUUCUGCCUAUUUCUAUCUAUGCUUUUCCCCCAUAGCUGUUCGUCCUAGGGUUUGGGGUUGUGGGUUGCUCUGAUAUUCGCUGAUCUGAUGAAGAAGAUGAAAAAGAUUGUUUCUUUCGAAUCUCCUUAUGCUGUCUGUAACGAUCAGAGGAGUAAGUAUAGGCAUCAAAGCCUCUUGCAGGACUAUGAAGAGUUGCAGAAGGAGAUGGAAAUCAUGAGAAGGAAAUUGCAAAUGUUGAAGCAAAAAAAGCUGAUGCUGUCAACAGAAGUUCGAUUUUGUAGGCAACGAUGCAGAUACCUAACGAGAAAUCCUUCUUCCAAGCUCCAACUAAAGCAAGAUGUUUCCCUGCUGCAAAAUGCUAAAAUCCAAGCUUCCAUUGUCUCUAAGAACAGAAAGUUCAGUAGAAAAGAGUCCAGCUUGCACCACCGUAUCGCAUCUCGUUCAUCAGCAGAAGAAAGGAUUUCUAAUGGGGCAGAGGGUAAAUCACAAAAAUCAGCACAUAUGUUCGAUUUAAACCGGAAUGCUAGGAAUUCUACCAGAAAAGACACUGUUUUUCUCAAUUCUGCUGUUCAACUGUUUGACUUGAAUCAAAAUGAUGGGAUUUACGGUGGGAAGGAAGUAACAAAGAAGAGUAUAACCCUGUUUGACUUGAACCAGAUAUCGAUAGAGGAGGAGGAGUUGGUGGGUGACAUUGGGCACAUGAAAGGUGAGGAACGUAAGAGAAGUACACAGAAAGGCGCAAGCGAUGAGCAGCACAGUGAUAUCAAGUUAUCAGGUUGUAGAAACAUGGGAAAUGGAUCAAAUAGGACAGGGAAGAGGAAGAUUUCAUGGCAAGAUCAGGUGGCAUUAAGGGUUUGAUCAUGGUAUAGUAGGCAGAAUCUCCUGCUCUUUUGGAAUGUUAUAGACUUACAGUUAGACAGGGUAGAUUUUCUAAGCUCUGAUAGUUUUAUGUUCUUGUGUAAAGUAUAUAAGGUACUUUUAUGCAUAUACAUAUAGAGAUGAAAUGGGGAAAUUCUGCUCUUGACAGUAAUAUCUCUCUUCACUGUUUGUUUAGUCUUUAUUGAUACUAUGCCCAAUGUACACCGACGUAGAAUUAUGAUUAUUCCAUUCGUCUUUUGGCCAAA
Prosopis cineraria is the source of this 1797-nucleotide messenger RNA. RefSeq lists its product as uncharacterized. The record is from RefSeq and is a predicted model, not a curated record. The transcript is spliced from 4 exons. The coding region runs from base 761 to 1531 and encodes 256 amino acids. NCBI's taxonomy places the organism in Eukaryota, Viridiplantae, Streptophyta, Magnoliopsida, Fabales, Fabaceae.